Gamsiella multidivaricata is the source of this 588-nucleotide messenger RNA. Its product is annotated as mRNA splicing factor. The record is from RefSeq and is a predicted model, not a curated record. Lineage: Eukaryota; Fungi; Mortierellomycota; Mortierellomycetes; Mortierellales; Mortierellaceae. The coding region runs from base 81 to 479 and encodes 132 amino acids. The transcript is spliced from 3 exons. Gene Ontology annotation, cellular component: U2-type spliceosomal complex; post-mRNA release spliceosomal complex.
GGGCGAGGGGGGGGGGGGGGGAAAAACGAACUUGAUCAGAUUCAGAAUCAGCCCACAUUUAUACAAAAGACAAUACCGCCAUGGAUGACGAGAGCAAGAAGAGAAAGGAGAGACUGGAGCAGCUUAAGAAGAGAAAACUCGAGUCGACAAGCAAUGGAAACAAGGAUGUCAGUCUGUCAUUUCGCAACUACACGCCGCUCAACGGUGAACUGAAAGCUGAUGAUUCGAAUAUUACCACCACUGCCGAUAUCGGCGACACCGUCGAGAAGAAGAUGGAGGGUGUUGUCGAAAGAGUUAUUCAAGAAGAGGAAGAAAAGCGAGCCAAGGAUGUCGACAUUUUCACGCUGGCGCCUAAGAAACCAAACUGGGAUUUGAAGCGCGAUGUCGAGCCCAAGUUACUCAAGCUCGAAAAGAAGACCCGUGCCGCCAUUAUUGAACUUAUCCGACGAGAGAGACCUCACGACCUCAGCAUGGCGUAGCGUCAUAAUUCGAAGGAUUUUUUUCUAUCUCCGCAUCAUUGUACUAUAUUCAACAACACCAUCGUCAACGAUAAUAAAGAAAAACGAGAAAAAUACGAUAUUAUACAGC